Toxorhynchites rutilus septentrionalis is the source of this 1304-nucleotide messenger RNA. RefSeq names its product probable aminoacyl tRNA synthase complex-interacting multifunctional protein 2 (gene AIMP2). NCBI's taxonomy places the organism in Eukaryota, Metazoa, Arthropoda, Insecta, Diptera, Culicidae. Gene Ontology annotation, cellular component: aminoacyl-tRNA synthetase multienzyme complex. The record is from RefSeq and is a predicted model, not a curated record. The coding region runs from base 221 to 1210 and encodes 329 amino acids. The transcript is spliced from 4 exons.
UCAAAAGGUGCAAAACGUGAAUGAGAAAUUUCGCAAGAACUAAUGUUGUUGUGAAUAUUGUUGCUAUUAUCACUGAAUUUCGUUAAACUAUGGUAAAACUUUCAACUUACAAGGUUUCACAGUAACGAAAAUCUACAAUAACAUUUGUGAAAACAUUAACUCGAACCCUACGAAACGAAACUUUGAUAAGUAAUAGCGGUAAAAUAAGGACUGCAUCAAGAUGUACGAUUUGAAGCCGAUUUUGAAACGUGUCGAAAUUGAACUUCCAACAUGCAUGUAUCCGAUGAAACCGCUUAUCAACGAAAGCAACAGCUGUUCACCGGCUGGCCAGAGCACGGUAUUUAUGGAUCAUUUGUCUGAAAAACUUAAGACUUUACUUCUCAAGGAAGACCGUUCUGAACUUCAAAUAUUAGAAGACAAACAGGAGAAAAUCCUGAAACAGCUUGCCGAGUUACGUGAACAGCUACUGUCAAUGCGAACUGAUUUGAAAAUAUGCAGUAAGCCACCGCAACCGAAUACAGCAGUUUCAUCUAGUGAAAACACCGUUCACAAAGCCGAGUCAAAAGCUCAGACUAAACAGAUUCAACCUAUCAAUCUGUCAUAUCUGCAGGACUUCGUUGUUAAUGCUAGUCCGGAGAACAUCCCUUUCGGUCUAUUGGCUCUGAAAAAACUUUGGAUCGAUCGGUUGAAUCUUAACGUAGAGUGCUUCAUCCACUCGACAAUUCCUAAACUGAGCGAAGCUGCACUUAAUUUUCAAAAAAUCAUUACAAACCUGAGACCGAAAAUCGAAAAUCUUCCCACCAUCAAGGUGACGUUGAUCUGGAAGAAUGUUGGUACCUAUACGGAAAUGAUCACUUCACCCACGGCUUAUGUUCCUAUCUGUGGAGAGGUCAACAUCCUGCGCUUUUUGUCACGCUGUGGUCCAAGCGAAUUCAACUACGAACAACAUGCCGAUGUAACGGAGGUUGAUUCUAUUUUGGAUACCUGCUAUCUUCUAAUCAAUAAGUCGAAUCCCACAGAGAAGAAGCAAGUACUGAAAACACUAAGCACAAAGCUCGGUAAAACUCCCAGCUUCGGAGGUGCCGAAAUCUCUCUCUGCGAUAUCGCUGCCACUAGUGCAAUCAAGCAGGUGCAUAAUCUUCUGGCGAAGGAUGUUAAUCCCAACAUGGCAAAGUUGGUCGCCAGGGUAUCUUCCAUGAUCGGGGUUUAAGCAAAAAACGCACGCAUAAAAAUAGCAUCAAAUGCUUACUCGUUAACUUAUAAACGUCGCUCAGUUGAACUUGAUAAAUAAAUGAAAAAAAAAG